AGCGUUUAUGAAUAAGGGCCGCCAUAUCUAGAACUGAAGAUGUUGAUCGCAGGAGUUUUAAUAUCAUUUUUUUACCUCAAUGUUGCCUCAAGUUUUAAUCCGGGAAAAAGAGAUGAGGAAAUGAGAAGAGCUUUGUAUCUACGAAGCGAAUCAUCCCGUCCGCAGAUAGAAAAGGAUCAGGAAUGGAACAAACAUAAUUUGGUUAUGAAUGAUUUUUACGCAGCCAGGGAUGAAGUUGCCAGAAGAAAUCUAAGGAUCCAACAAUGGAAAGACAUGGAACGAAUGAGGAGAAUGAGACAACCGCAGUUUUUCGACAUGAGUAGAGAUGGAGCUGGAAUCCAGCAGCAAGAAGGUGGUUAUUUUAAGCGAGAAAUAGAUUACGUGCAUUGCAUGGACACUUGCAAAAAUGAAUAUGAUCCACAAUUAUGCUGUAAAAUGAGAUGCAAAAUGGAUUUUUGUUUAUUGCAACUUCCGGGAGUUGCAGCUUGAGUGCUACUGUUAUUUAUCUUUAAAUAUUAACUACGUGUAUUACUGUAUUUAGUUUUUGCUAUUGUUUUUGCCAUUAAAAAUGAAUGCUUGGAUACAGGCCUUUUUACUUUAUUAAAACACCCGCAAAGUUAUUCCGAAUUCAAAAUCGGAAGACGAUCUAACAACUGAAUCUUUACAACCAGAUUGUCAAUUGACGUAGAAACUUAACGCACUGCAAAACGUGGCGUAGAGCAUUCUUAUAGAACACGACCAAUUAAUUCUUUACUGACUGAUAGUCUUUGGUAGAGCGUUUGCUUCCAGUGCGGCAGGUCUUCGGUUUAAACCCCGGCCGAGUCAUGCCAGAGACUAUAAAGUUCCUUUCCGCUUAGCGCUUAGCAUGAAGAAAUGAUUGAUAUCUUAGGCUGUUGUUUAGUUAUGCGAUUGCUGUGCUUGCACAACUUUUGUAGAUCGAAUGGGAGCUAGGGAUCCCUUCAAUUAAAAGAAUUUUUCUAAAUGUGAAGGCACUGAAAUUU
Molecule: messenger RNA, 1001 nt
Organism: Hydractinia symbiolongicarpus
Lineage: Eukaryota; Metazoa; Cnidaria; Hydrozoa; Anthoathecata; Hydractiniidae
Exons: 4
Coding region: 40-489 (149 amino acids)
Source: RefSeq, a predicted model, not a curated record